This is a messenger RNA of Nezara viridula (southern green stink bug), 2977 nucleotides long. NCBI's taxonomy places the organism in Eukaryota, Metazoa, Arthropoda, Insecta, Hemiptera, Pentatomidae. The record is from the annotation of a GenBank genome assembly.
CCGAAUCGGAGUUGUUCAUUUCAGUUCAUUUCUUCACUUAGAAGAGAAUAUGUGUUGUUGCUUGGAUUUACUAAAUUUUUGUGCACUUUUAUUUUCGAAAAAAUAAUAUAAAUGGAAGAGCCAUGCAUCUUAACAGAACUGAUAUGUUGGUAACAUUGGUGUAACCGUUUAGAGAGGUUUCGUAGAUUUCUACGUGUUCUGCUAAACAGCACUCAUAUUAUAAAUAUUGCCGAUUAGAAGCUUGUUAACUUUUGAUUUUACAGUAUAGUGAUUCAUCACUGAAGAUUGUAUGUUUGGCGCAUUUUGAAACCUGAUACCCUUUGGAUACUGAUAUGGAUCACGUGUCUUAUAUCUUAUUCAACUAGAACAUGAUAAGUAAUGAAUUUUUAGAAGAUUUAGACACUUACUUAUCCGAACAUAGUUACAUUACUGGUUAUGAACCAAGUGAAAAUGAUAUUUUAAUUUUUGGCCUCAUGCCAAAGGAAUUAAUCACAAAAUUUUGUAACUUAAGUAGAUGGUAUAGGCAUAUUAGUUCUUUUAGUAACUCCAAACACAUAUUUACGAAACCUCCCAACUUAAAUCCUUCCUUUGAAUUUUCCAGAUAUAUCCAAAAAAUGAGUGCAGUUGAAGCAAAAGUACAGACUAACAAGGUGUCCAAAAAGGAUAAAAAAUCUGAAAGAGUUUCAGAACUUAAUCCUUGGCCUUCAUACAUUGAAGAGAGAAUUCAGUUAUGGAACAAAUUCAAGGAAAAAUAUGAAGAAGAACUUAAAAACAAAACAAAUGAAGAUAUUAGUAUUACUCUCCCAGAUGGAAAAGUUAUUGAAGGAAGUUCCUGGAAAACAACCCCUUAUGAUGUUGCCUCACAAAUAAGUAAGGGUUUAGCAGAUAACACCGUAAUUGCUAAGGUAAAUGGAGUAUUAUGGGAUUUGGACAGGCCUUUAGAAUUUAGUUGUCGGCUCCAGCUGCUGAAGUUUGAUGAUCCUGAAGCUCAAGCUGUCUUCUGGCAUUCCUCUGCCCAUGUGUUAGGUGAAGCUAUGGAAAGAGUUUACGAUGGUUGCCUGUGCUAUGGACCUCCAAUUGAUUCUGGUUUUUAUUAUGACAUGCAUACACCUGAGCAACAGGUUAGUAAUCUUGAUUAUCCUGUUAUAGAAAACAUUAUGAAGUCAAUUGUGAAAGAGAAACAAGCAUUUGAAAGAUUAGAGCUUUCUAAAGAAGAUCUUUUAGAAAUGUUUAAAUAUAAUCAAUUUAAGGUCAGGAUUUUAAAGGAAAAGGUGGAUUCACCAACUACUACUGUUUACCGCUGCGGUUCUUUAAUUGAUCUUUGUCGUGGACCCCAUGUCAGGAAUACUGGAAAAAUUAAAUCACUUAAACUUACAAAAAGUUCCUCCACUUAUUGGGAAGGCAAAGCUGAUGCUGAAUCUCUUCAAAGAAUUUAUGGUAUAUCUUUUCCUGAUAACAAGCAAAUGAAGGAAUGGGAAAAAUUCCAAGAGGAAGCAGCCAAACGUGAUCAUAGAAAAAUAGGUAGAGAGCAAGAGUUAUUUUUUUUUCAUGAAUUAAGCCCUGGGUCAUGUUUCUUUCAACCUAAAGGUGCCCAUAUUUAUAAUGCAUUAAUUGAAUUUAUACGUUCUGAGUAUAGAAAACGUGGCUUUCAGGAAGUUGUUUCUCCUAAUAUAUACAAUGUGAAAUUGUGGCAAACAUCUGGUCAUUGGCAACAUUAUGCAGAUAAUAUGUUUUCUUUUGAUAUAGAAAAAGAGCAAUUUGCUUUAAAACCAAUGAAUUGCCCAGGUCAUUGUCUUAUUUUUGAUCAUCAUAUAAGGUCAUGGAGGGAUUUACCUUUGAGGAUGGCAGAUUUUGGAGUACUACAUCGCAAUGAACUUUCUGGAGCACUUUCAGGUCUUACGAGGGUAAGGCGGUUUCAGCAAGAUGAUGCUCAUAUAUUUUGCACUGUUGAUCAGAUCGGGCAAGAAAUGACUCAGGCGUUAGAAUUUCUUAAACAUGUAUAUUCCAUAUUUGGAUUUACAUUUCAGCUUGUACUUUCAACUAGACCAGAAGGCUAUCUUGGUGAAUUAUCUGUUUGGGAUGAAGCUGAAAAGCAAUUGGCCAAAAGUUUAGAUGAUUUUGGACAGCCUUGGAAAGAGAAUCCUGGUGAUGGAGCUUUUUAUGGUCCGAAAAUUGAUAUUACUAUACAAGAUGCUCUUCGCAGAUCACAUCAAACUGCUACAAUACAGCUUGAUUUUCAAUUACCUAUUCGAUUUAAUUUAAAUUAUAUUGGAGAAAAUGGAGAUAAAAUUAGGCCAGUUAUGAUUCAUAGAGCCAUUCUUGGAUCAGUUGAAAGAAUGAUAGCAAUUCUUACUGAAUCCUAUGCAGGAAAAUGGCCAUUUUGGAUUUCUCCUAACCAAAUAAUGAUUGUUCCUGUAGCAGCUCCAUUUGAUGAUUAUGCCUACCAAGUUAAAAAAGUUUUGUAUGAUGCAGGAUUUAACUGUGAAUGUGAUUGUGAUACUGGAGAUACCAUGAAUAAGAAAAUACGAAAUGCACAAUUAGCUCAGUAUAACUUUAUAUUAGUGGUGGGCGAGAAAGAAAAAAACAGCAAUACUGUUAAUAUUCGUACUCGUGAUAAUGUUGUUCAUGGUGAGAUGACCUUAACAACUUUGGUUGAAAAACUUACCAAACUUAAAACUUGUCGGGCAUUGAAUAAUGAUGAUGUUUUUUAGAAAAUUUAUUUCCAUUGCCCCAUUGAUGUUCUGUCAACAGAAAAAAUCAUUGGUCUUGGCCAAUUACAUCAUUAUUAAGGCAUCAAAUUAAAACCUGUCUUGAUUUUAAAAGAAUAAAGUGUUUUUAUGUUUUUUUAAAAUUUUGUAAUUAUUUCCUAUUUCAAUUUAAACUACUUAUGGAAAUCUAGAUUCAGUUAAUUUUAUUAAUUUCAUAUUAUUUAUUUAAAUUAGACUUUUUGUUAUAAAAAAAAUAAAUCUUUAUGACU